Messenger RNA from Papilio polytes (common Mormon), 818 nucleotides. RefSeq lists its product as uncharacterized. The transcript is spliced from 5 exons. Lineage: Eukaryota; Metazoa; Arthropoda; Insecta; Lepidoptera; Papilionidae. The record is from RefSeq and is a predicted model, not a curated record. The coding region runs from base 237 to 818 and encodes 193 amino acids.
AAUGUCAGUUUUAUUAUUUUCAUAAUUUGUCUUCACUUCAUAGUAUUUUUUUAAUUUAAUUAAUUCAUGUUUCAUGUUACUGAUGGAGGGUAACCGGGGGAUAGGUUGUGUACUUUAAAAUAUUACAGUAAUAGUCCCAAUUUCCUAGUCAAAAACGAUUAUGAUUCAAUAGAAAGUUGAAGGAUUUGCUUUUGUUAUUGAUUGACCAAUGAAUAUUUACAGAGCGGUUCUCCAUCAUGAACAUGAAGCACUGGUGGCUCUGCGUGUUCAUCGCAGCACCAGUCUGCUUGAUUAGCGCAGAGUAUAUACCUCCGGGGCCUGCAUAUCCAUGUCCUAAAGAUGCUCAAACACAGUUACUGUACCCAUGCACCUGUGAGAAUGGAACGGAUGCAGGGCUACAUGUACGCUGUGAGAAUGUUGGGCUGGCGGUGCUCAGUGUGGGCCUUGGCAACAUUGCAGGUCUUGGCUUGCCAAUAGAAAGACUGGAGCUCAGAGAAUGCAAAAUAGGCAGGCUAUUUGGUGCGCUGUUGCAGCGGGUGCGCGUGCGCGUGCUGCACGUGGUGGACACGCCGCUGCGCGCGGUCGACGAGGCUUUCUUCAUGGGUGUCAACACCACCCUGCAGGAGCUCUACAUGCUCAAUACACAAAUAGAUACCUUCCCUAAGGAAGCAUUUAGGAUACUGGGCAACCUGUCGGUCCUGUCAAUAGACGGGCACCUGAUGCAGUCCCUAGCGCAGGACAUAUUCGCGGGCAGCGCGACGUAUGUUGUGACUAAGCUUCCCAAUUUAAAAAAGGGGCCAGUUAAAGGCUGGCAGUAA